AUGUCUUCAGGUUUCGGGCCGAGAUCCAACGAUCUGGACUUCGUAGAGGUCUUUGCAGGUGAGCACUUGCUCUACUCGGCAGCCAAGUUGUACGGGUUGCGAGCGCAUGGCAUCGAUGUGGCCUAUUCCAGGAAACUCGACCUGUUGACUGCUUUCGGCUUCCUAACUUGCCUGCACCUAAGCUUCCUCAAGCUGGACAUCUCCCGUGGCUAUUUGGAUGCUGGAGGUCAGAGAAAGCGGGUCGGUGGCAAAGAUCUUACACGCUCGGGGGUAUAUCCGGGGACUAUGGCUUUGAAGGUUGCUACACUUACGUCCGAUCAUCUGCGAAAUGCUCCAGCAACGCACACCUCGAAUGAGAUGGAUAUGGAGAUGGACGACACCGUGGGUGAUGAUGAUUCUGACUCUGGUCUCGAGGACCUCGUAGGUGCUGAGAGAGCGGCCGUGUCAUCAUAG
Messenger RNA from Symbiodinium necroappetens, 453 nucleotides. NCBI's taxonomy places the organism in Eukaryota, Dinophyceae, Suessiales, Symbiodiniaceae. The record is from the annotation of a GenBank genome assembly.